CAAGGGUGGAGCCCGGCCUGGCUGAGCCCUAGUCGCAGAGGCCCGGCUCCCGGGACCUGGUGGAGGUAGCAGCGACAGCGACAUGGCCGCUGCCUCUGAGGACAAUGUAUAUCACAGCUCAAAUGCUACCUACAGAGCCUUGAGCAGCCCUCGCAAAGCUGACCAGGAAGCCCUGCUGGGGAAACUACUAGACUACCCAGCCCCUGGCCUGCAGAGGCCGGAGGACCGCUUCAAUGGCGCCUACAUCAUCUUCUUCUGCCUGGGAAUUGGGAGCCUACUGCCCUGGAACUUUUUUGUAACUGCCAAGGAGUACUGGGCAUUUAAACUCCGCAACUGUUCCCACCUGGCGUCAGGGAGGGACUCCGAGGACACAGACAUCCUGAACUACUUUGAGAGCUACCUGGCAGUCGCCUCUACUGUGCCCUCCCUGCUAUGCCUCGUGGCCAACUUCCUGCUUGUCAACAGGGUCCCAGUGAAUGUCCGUGUUCUGGCCUCGCUGUCCGUCUCACUGGCCAUCUUUGUGGUUAUGAUUGUGCUGGUGAAGGUGGAUACUUCCUCCUGGACCCGAGGCUUCUUCGGUGUCACCAUCGCGUGCAUGGCCAUCGUCAGCGGCUCCUCCACCAUCUUCAACAGCAGCGUGUAUGGUCUGACAGGCUCGUUUCCCAUGAGGAAUGCCCAGGCAUUGAUAUCAGGGGGAGCCAUGGGAGGGACGGUCAGUGCCGUGGCCUCACUUGUAGACCUGGCAGCGUCCAGUGAUGUGCGGGACAGCGCCCUUGCCUUCUUUCUCACGGCAGCAGUCUUCCUUGGGCUCUGCGUGUGGCUCUACCUUCUGCUGCCCCGGCUGGAGUAUGUCAGGUACUACAUGAGGCCGGUUGCCCCAGUCCACGUGGUUUCGGGUGAAGACGACCCAUCACAGGACACUCCCGGUGACUCCUCGGUAGGCCCUGGGUCAGGAGUGAUACACUUGGUGCACACGCCACCCCUGGGACCUAUCCUGAAGAAGACAGCCGGCCUUGGGUUCUGUACUGUCUUCCUCUACUUUGUCACUGCCCUCAUCUUCCCUGCCAUCUCCACCAACAUCCAGUCCAUGCACAAGGGCACCGGCUCUCCGUGGACCUCCAAGUUUUUUGUGCCCCUCACCGUCUUCCUCCUUUUCAACUUUGCCGACCUCUGUGGCCGACAGGUCACAGCCUGGAUCCAGGUACCAGGUCCUCGGAGCAAGGUGCUCCCCGGACUGGCACUGUUGCGUGUCUGCCUCGUGCCCCUCUUCCUGCUCUGUAACUACCAGCCACGAUCACACCUGACUGUAGUGCUUUUCCAGUCCGACAUCUACCCGGUGCUCUUCACCUGCCUGCUGGGGCUCAGUAAUGGUUACCUCAGCACACUGGUUCUCAUCUACGGGCCCAAGAUCGUGCCCCGGGAGCUGGCUGAGGCCACCGGUGUGGUGAUGUCUUUCUAUAUGUGUGUGGGCUUGAUGCUGGGUUCUGCCUGUGCAGCCCUUCUUGAACACUUUAUCUAGGAGGGGCAGCAAGAAUGUGGGUACUGCGUGAGGCUUGGGCCCUUGGGAGACAGAUGCACAGGGCGAGCCGAGGUCUCAGAUAGUGUUAAGCAAAGGGCUGGUGUUUCGUUUGGUGCAGAGCAGAGCCCACUCAGGCUGCCUUUCUCUAAGGGUGCUUUUGAGCCACAUCCUUGCACAGGAUGGCAUUCCAGACAUAGACCAGCUAGGUGGCUCGUACCUGUAAUCUCAGCAUUCAGGAGGCUGAGCUGGAGGAUUGCUGCGAGUUCGAGGCCAGUCUGGCUACACAGUGAAAACCUAUCUCAAAAAAUAAGCUAAAACAAACAAAAACCCCUGAGACAUUCCAAACACAUCAAGAGAACACUCCAGAGCCAUUUGAAGGAUACAAUUGUAGCUAGGACACAGUGUUUGUUUCACGUUCACAGAGCCCUGACUCCUAUCCCUAGCACUGCAUAAACUGGACGUGUUAGUGAAAGCCUGUAAUCCCAGCACUUGAGAGGUGGAAGCAGGAGGGUCAGAAGUUCAUGGUCGUCCUCAGAUACAUAGGGAGUUUGAGGCCAAACUGGGCUACAUGAGACACUGUCUCAAAAAAAAAAAUACAGUUGUAAAGAGAGGGUAUAUUGUGGCUAAUAAGUAGCCUAACUUAUUAUUAAGAAGUGUCUAACCAGUGCUGUCACAGGUCAGGACCCAGUCUCAUUCUUUCCAACUGACAACAGGGUGGGAGGGAGAGAAUCUUUAGUGGUCCCUAUACUGAAAGAGACUCCUGGAUUUGAGGUCCUCUCUGCAAUUGCCAGUGCUUAGACUUAGAGCCCAAGUAUGAGCUGAUCCCCGGGGUUCCGUGGUUGAGAGUUGACCAGCCAUCUGGAAAGCCCUACAAAGCAGGCUUCCUAACCCUCCCUGCUUGAGGCCUGGUUCUCCUGAAUUCUCUCUGUGUCAGGGACUGAGCCUGGUAGGCUGGUCCCCAGAUGAGGACCCUGUGACUCUGUAGCCUGUUUAGGGCAGGGGAAGUCUUUUUGACAGUCAUGUUUACAGCCUGUUGGGGCUCUUGGUUCAAGGGCAUAAUAAAUACUGGGGUUCUCGAUGUGAGCUUUGUUGAUAUCUCCAUCAGUUGAUGUGGUGGCAGAAAAGAGUGUGCUAAGAUUGGAUGAUUUGGAGGGAUGUAGGGACAGGUCCAAGAACCUCCAAGGGCUUGGGGCGCACUACCUUUCCCUGUUGCUGUAACAAAAUACCCAACUAAAGCAGCUUAAGGAAGAAAGGGUUUCUGCUGGCUCAGUCUUAAGGGGACCCAGUCCCUGUCAUCAGGGUGGGAAAGGCACAGCAGUAGAUGUGAAAGUGGCUGGCUGAUCACCUUGUGUGCACAGUCCAGACCUUGGUCCACGUGUUGAAACUGUGCUGCCCACAUCUAGGGCAGGUCUUCUCUUCUUAGUUGUAUUCCUCCGGAAACAUCCUAGCAGACACGUGUGUUUCCAUGGCAAUUCUAAGUCUAGCCUCAUAGACAAUGGAGAUCAGCCAUCAUCCUAUUGAAGAAUCAGUAAGAGUGAGCCCCUUCCAUGCUGAGCCAGAGGAGGCUAGCAGCAAGCCCUUCUAGAGUGUAGGCUUGUGACCUUGCUUGGGGCAACAGGUUCAGACAGCUGUGACCUCAGGAGAGAGGCAGGGACUCCCUCCUCCACCAGCCCACUGUCUGUACAUCCUAAAGAUCAUACAACUACCAGAGAGGGAGGAAGCAUGUGAGGUGAGGGUGGGCAGAAAGAGGUCCUGCCUAAGGUGUUGCCCAGCUGGGCCAGCUGUCACUUUUGCUGUCUUGGGUUUUGAGAUGUCAGUGUAGUGCUGACCCUUGCUCAGCAGAAAGUGGGGUUGCUUUGUUCUGGUUCAGUUCCUGGCAGUUGCAGUUGGGGCAGUCUCAGAAGAGGACCUCCAGACUCUGUCACCCCACCCAGGAGACUAUGUACCCUCACAUUCAAUAUGUGUGGAGUGACAUGGAUGCCGAGUACUGGUCUGACAGAUGACAAGGGCUCCUGAGAGACCAUUCCUCUGGGAGAAUUCCUCUGGCUUGGGAACCAUGACACUUCAGCACACCAAGUGUCCUUUCUCAAGGUUCCUGCAGACAGAGAAGAGCUCAUCCCCAGUCAUGGUUACUCUCUGAGCCAUGAGCCGAUGGAGGAGCAUGGGCUGGGGGUCCUGUAGAUGCUGAUUAAAUGGGAGGCAUUGUAAUCCCCCCCAGUGGCAUCAGCUUAUGCUCCCUGCCGUCUUCUGCUUCACACUCCUGUUCCAACUGAAGGAUGGGAGAAGACACCCUUGAGGGGGUUUCUAAAUUUGAACCUAGUAAAAAACAAAACAAAUGUAGUAAGAAGGCCGCUUGUUCGUUUCCUAGCUGCCCAGACGC
This is a messenger RNA of Microtus ochrogaster (prairie vole), 3899 nucleotides long. Lineage: Eukaryota; Metazoa; Chordata; Mammalia; Rodentia; Cricetidae. The record is from RefSeq and is a predicted model, not a curated record.